Molecule: messenger RNA, 1159 nt
Organism: Glycine soja
Lineage: Eukaryota; Viridiplantae; Streptophyta; Magnoliopsida; Fabales; Fabaceae
Product: RING-H2 finger protein ATL67-like
Exons: 1
Coding region: 131-691 (186 amino acids)
Biological process (GO): protein ubiquitination
Molecular function (GO): transferase activity
Source: RefSeq, a predicted model, not a curated record
AAAUGCAGCAGCUAAUAUCCUCACCCACCUCCUUUGGCCCUCACAAGAAAACAUAACAACACUAACACUAAUUUCCCUCCCCUCUCCUUCCACAAAUGGAGAAUUCCCCAUCUCAUCCUUCUUCUCUUCAAUGUCCUCCUUCAACCCUUUCUCCCCUCCACCACCCACCCCUUACCUCACCAACCUCGGCUUCGGCUACUCCAUCGCCAUCGCCCUCGGCGUCCUCUUCCUCCUCUCCACCCUCAUCCUCUCCUCCUACCUCUGCUGCCGCACCCUCCGCCACCGCAACAACAACCGCCACACCCCCCGUAACAACACCUCCGAUGGCAUCGUCCUCCCGCGCGUGAUCUUCGUCGCCGAGGACGACGACGAUGACGCCACCCGCCAGAACGACGCCGUCACCGGCCUCGACCAGGCCGUAAUAAACUCCUACCCCAAGUUUCCUUACGUUAAGGAAGGUGAUUACGACAGCACCUGCUCGAUCUGUCUGUGCGAGUACAAGGAUUCGGAGAUGCUGAGGAUGAUGCCAGAGUGUCGACACUACUUUCACUUGUGUUGUCUCGACCCGUGGCUCAAGCUUAACGGGUCAUGCCCCGUUUGCCGGAACUCUCCCAUGCCAACGCCGCUGUCGACGCCGCUGCAGGAGGUCGUGCCGCUCUCACAGUACGCCGAUGCCAGGGCGAGGAGGUGAAUUCGAAUUUUCUUCUCCGGUGUGGCUCGGGUUGCUGGGUUCAGUGGGAAAAGCAUAAAGGACAAAACUUAGAUCAGUUAUUUACAUGUUUUUGCAUGCUGUUAUUAUCCCAUCAAAAUUGGAGUUUUACCUUUAAUAGUUACUGGUUAGUUUUACUCAGAUUAUCCAAGUAAAACUUCAGUUUUUGACGAGAGAACAGCGGUAAAAACACUUGAAUAAUUGUAUUUAAGUUCUUUGUAAGUGUAAAUCUUCUCCCGUGAUGGUUGAUGAUGGGGAGUUUCUGUUUUUUGAUUAUGUGGUUGUAUGGUGUCAGCAAGCGUGUUGCUGGUUACUGAAUUAUUAUUGGUAAUGCACUGAAAGUCUGAAACUAUGCAGAAUGUCACUUUUAGGGGAAAUUGUCCGCGACUUCGUUUUGUUAGUACCAUGAUUUGACAUUGGAUAUAAUGGAUGGUAGUACUAUUAUUUUUA